Messenger RNA from Racocetra persica, 120 nucleotides. The record is from the annotation of a GenBank genome assembly. NCBI's taxonomy places the organism in Eukaryota, Fungi, Glomeromycota, Glomeromycetes, Diversisporales, Gigasporaceae.
GUUCAUUAAUAUUGGCAUUGUCAUCAUUAUUUGAAUCUGUCACAAUAACAUCGUCGUCUUCUGGAUCUUUAUUAGAAGUUUUGGAUGGGUUGGUAGAGUUAGGAUUAAAGAAAAUAUCUG